AUGAGACCAUACGUCGAUCGCCGCAUAAAUUGUUGGAACUUGGAUCCUCUAUUGAACAACACAAUCACUAUUGGUCACGUGAAAGACCUCACACUGAAUUUCAGGAAUCUGGAAAAGAUAGAUGUAUGCUUGUCAGACAAGUUGGAGGAGUUAUUACGGCUUGCGGACAACCUUCGGGAACUCACUCUCUAUUUUUCCGAGCUUCCCAUGAUGUUUGAAGGAAACGGCACGCCAAACGUCACACUCGAGUUCGACGCAUUGAAGUUCUUUGCUACUCUGUGGGCGGUCAAAUCGCUCUCGCUUCGAACACUGUGGGAUAGUUGCAAUGGCGAGCACCCUCAUAGUGUCGGAAACAAAUCCACCAGCAAGAGAGGGUCACCUGCAAUGCGACGGCGGCAUACAUACUGGUAUGCACUCUGUCAAGCACUGACGUGUUACCGCAAAGAGAUGCAGAGCGAAUCGGCGAAGGACACCAACAGACUAAAGGUGUGCUUUCAGGCUGCCCUUGAAGCUUCACAACAGGAGUCUUUUCUCCAAAACCCAUCCGCAGCGUUUGAGUGCAAGAGAUGCGGCGAGCCGCAUCCACGGCCUACUGUAGCGGAUGUCAACAGGGUAAACUCGGCCGGUGACGAAGGCGAAGAUGAAAGAGAAUGUGUGGUGAUGUGA
This is a messenger RNA of Exophiala oligosperma, 666 nucleotides long. RefSeq lists its product as uncharacterized. Lineage: Eukaryota; Fungi; Ascomycota; Eurotiomycetes; Chaetothyriales; Herpotrichiellaceae. The record is from RefSeq and is a predicted model, not a curated record. The coding region runs from base 1 to 666 and encodes 221 amino acids. The transcript has a single exon.